Molecule: messenger RNA, 1204 nt
Organism: Pelagomonas calceolata
Lineage: Eukaryota; Pelagophyceae; Pelagomonadales; Pelagomonadaceae
Source: the annotation of a GenBank genome assembly
AGGGCUAGCGUACUGACAUACUAGCCAGGAGCUUUUUUCUCGCGUUUUUUGGGCUUUUUAGGGCAUUCAGGUGCUAGAGGUUGUGUUCUUGGGCCAAAUUGCUGCUCUCUAAUAGCUCAGCGAGAACCAGUGGCGCGUGCGGAACGGCAGCCGUCAGCUCCAGCACCCUAGCAAGUGGCAGGACACAGCCGCGCGGCGGACGCGGCGGACCAUGUCGGCCCUCGACCAGGCCCUCAGACAGAUCCCCUUCGGCUACGAAGCGAACCGCGUCCGCUCCGACGUGCAGCACGCCCUGAACUCGCCGCUGUUGGACGCCGUGCCGAGCGUGCGCGAGCGCGAGCGCAAGAAGGCUCUGUCAGUCGUCGGCACUCUGGUCAUCCGCUACCGAGGCACGCCCUACAACUUGCCCAUCGAACUCGUGAUUAACGCGGGCUACCCGAGGCGACCGCCGAAGGCCUUCGUCCGACCGACGCCCGACAUGAUGAUUCGGGACAGGCACGCGCACGUCGACGGGAGCGGCGUCGUCUACCUGCCCUACCUGUCGUCGUGGCAGCCGCGCUGCGACCUGGUGCGGCUCGUCCAGGAGAUGUCGACGACCUUCGGCAACGACCCGCCUUUGUUCGCGCGACCGCAGAACCAGCCCCCCGUCCAGCAGAUUCCCACGACGCCCAUCUCGCCGUCCGUCCAGAUCAAGCAGGACGCGACCGUACGUGUGCGCCGGGCCGCUACGUUGCGUCUGGCGCAGCUCAAGGCGGCGAUUGACGUCGAGCUCAAGGCGCAGCAGAAGCUCCACGCAUUGACCGAUAGCGCCGCCGAGACGGAGCGGCGGGCGUCCCAGUCGCGGCGCGCCGCCGACGCGGCGGUCCUGGAGUUGGGUACGGCCCAGGACCAGUUGCGGCGCUGGUACGCGGCGACGUACGAGGACCCGCCCGUCCCAUCACUCAAAGGCGACGCCGACGCCGCGGCGCUCCUCGCGGCGCUCGCGCGCGCGAACGCCGCCGAGGACGCGCUCUACGAGCUCGACGCGGCGCUCGCCGACGGGCGCGUCGGCUUCGACGACUUUAUCCGCGACGUGCGGCGCCUCGCGCGGAAGCAGUUCUUCGACAAGAUGCGCGCGGCGAAGAUCGUCGCGAAGCGGUCGCCGGACCGGGGCGUGUAUAGGCAGUCCUUCUAGGGAAACAUUGUGCUUACACGAGAGGAGGGC